AUGUCAGUAGCACAGUCUGGACUUUCUACAAUCAAUUCUAUUAUUUUCGGUGUUGCGGCUAUUGUAUUGAACAUAUUUCUUAUCUACGUGAUAAGAAAGAAAGCCACGAAUCUCUUUGGCGGUUACAAACACAUGAUGAUCGCCUAUGCUGCAUUCGAUGCAUUUUUCAGUGCUGUUGAUAUCAUAUGUAGUCCUACUUUUGCUGCUACUCCCGAAAUGUCGGCGUUGCUUAUUGUAAACGGUGGCCUUGAGAUGCCAACAAUCUGUGGACGUAUACUAUUGGUGCUAUUUGUUUUCUUAUUGUGCACUUCUAUCGUCAUACCAGCUUGUUUAUUUGUGUUCCGAUAUCUACAGAUAUGC
Ostertagia ostertagi is the source of this 360-nucleotide messenger RNA. NCBI's taxonomy places the organism in Eukaryota, Metazoa, Nematoda, Chromadorea, Rhabditida, Trichostrongylidae. The record is from the annotation of a GenBank genome assembly.